CUCAUUUAAAAAAAUAAGAUGAAUUGUGCUCUCCCUCUUCGAGCCAUUUUUUCCUAGAACGUACAAAGGCUCCUUUCACUUUAUGAAUGUAAAUGUUGACUAAUUUGAGUUGUGAUUCUGCUAAUUUUACUUUAUUCUCCUCCAACAUAUAAUUAGGUGCCAAGUUAUUUAGUGUGACGAUAUCUGCAAUUAAUUGGGUUUCUUCUUUUCUUCUAGACUUGACUAAUUCAGCUCCUAAUUUCAUCAUCAAUUUCCGGAGUUCGAAUUUGAGGAGUUCCCAAUUUUUACUAAAAGCCUUUUGAUUUUAUCCGAGUGUGACCCGCCUGCCACCCAAUGACUGCUGGGAUAGGCUCCAGCAUCCCGCGACCCCGAGAGCAGGAUGAGCGGUUUGGAUAAUAGACGGAUGGAUGGAUGGAUGGAUGCUAGAGAUGCCACUUUCUGAACCUUAUUCAAAAAGCAUUACAGUUUGAAAGCCAUUUCAAGACAACACCCUCCCUCUUCAAAAGGGAUUUAAUUUUGUGACUGUGACGACAUGAGAGGACCAGGAAAGAGUUUUACAGCCGGAGCAAAUGGAUUUUUCUUCUUCCUUCUGUCUGUUCAAGUGGUGCAGGGUCAGAAUGGCUGGGGAGUGACCUACAACUCUACUAAGGUCUGCGCUUUGAAAGGAUCAACAGUGGACAUUGGCUGCAGCUACUUCUAUCCAGCCACAGUAAACAGAGUUGAAACAACAGUUUGGCUGACCAGACACAGGCAUUCUUACUCUGUGGAUCUGAAGGAGGAGUUGCAGUAUGCAGAUCGUGUGCAGUACCUCUGUGAAGGGAGGAGAGAUUGUACCCUGAGAAUCACAGACCUGAGAGAGAGUGAUUCAGCCGAGUACAUGUUUAGAUUCACAACAAACCUACCAGAAGGGAAAUAUACUGGCUCUCCUGGAGUAACUUUGACUGUGGCAGAUCUGACGGUGCAGGUCACCAGAGAACAAAGGUGGUAUUCAUAUUCAAAUAGGGCAGAGCUCAAAUGUCACCACCUCUGCCAGCUGUCACCUCGUCCUACUUAUAUCUGGUACAAGAAUGGAAAGUACAUGAAAGAAGCAACAUCUCUGACUUAUGUAACUAAUGUGGAUUAUAAAGACAGCUUUGCCUGUGCUUUGAAAACACACAAGGUUCUCCUCUCCUCGCCCCCAGUGUGUGUCUGGGAACAGACGUGUGGAAGUGUGAUUUACACCAACACAGAGCUCUGUGUCUUAAAAGGCUCAUCUGUGGACAUUUCCUGCACAUACAAGACAUACUACAGGUACUUGCCUGUCCAAUCAACUUUCUGGUUUCGACCUGAACAUGGUAAUGUUCAUUCAUCCCAGCCUGAGGACCUUAGUGGGGACUCACAGUACACAGGACGUGUUCAGUACCCUGCGGUAGGAGAUGGACGCUCCGUUCUGAGAAUCAGAGACUUGAGAGAGAGCGAUUCAGCCGAGUAUCGCUUCAUAUUCAAAACAAGAUACUUUGAAUGGGGGAUGGAUUUACCGGGUACAACUCUGACCGUCACAGGGCUAAAGUUAAAGGUAACUCCUCUUCCUACGGUGACAGAGACACAGAGAGUGACACUGACCUGUUCAACCUGCUGUCCUCUAACUGCGAAACCGUCCUUCAUCUGGUCCCACAAUGGACAAGUUCUGACCCAGGCGGAGACAAAACAAAACCAGCUGGUAUUUGAGUCAGUCGGCAGCCAACAUGCAGGAACAUACUCCUGUGCUGUCAAAGACCACCCAGACCUCAGCUCCCCUGAAGAGACUCUCACUGUCACAUAUGGCCCGAGGACCUCCUCAGUGGUGAUGAGUCCCGCUGAUGACAUUAAGGAGGGAGACUUGGUGACUCUGACCUGCAGCAGCGAUGCCAACCCACCAGCUCAGUACACCUGGUACAAAGAGAACCAAACACUGCCGUGCAGAAGGGGGGAUACUUAUCAAUUACCCUCCAUCCGCUAUGAGGACAGUGGGAUUUACCGCUGUCAAUCUGAGAAUAAAUAUGGACACCUUAACUCUGCUCCUCAAGUUAUAGAUGUCCAGUAUGCUCCAAAGGUUCCCUCAGUGUCAGUGAGUCCUUCUGGUGAAUUUAAGGAGGGUAGUUCAGUGACUCUGACAUGCAAAAGUGAUGCCAACCCUCCGGUAGAUGACUACAUUUGGUUCAAGGAGAAUGAGGACUCACCAACCACAUCAGGACAGAACUACACCAUAAACAACAUCACAACUGACCACAGCGGAAAUUAUGUCUGUCAAGUCCGUAAUAGAAGAGGGAGAAAUAAUUCCACUAACCAGCCGAUUGUUGUGAAAGGAACAUUGAUGUCAACAGCGGCUGUAUGGAUUCCUACUUUUCUUGUGGCUAUCAUACUGCUGUCUGUCUUCAUCUGGAUUAGAAGAAAGAGGGCCUCCAAACAUCAAGCUGAACCCAACUUCAGAAAAACAUCAGACAAUGUCGGGCAGUUAAACUCUGGUCCUCUGUAUGAAAACAUCUCUGCUGGGGCUGAAAGCUUGGCUCCUGCAGCAGAGAGAGAACUUGUGGGGCAGCAAGACAACCCUUUGUACACCAGCGUCCAUUUCGCUCACUCCAAGAACAAGAAAGUGCCUCUUGACUCCACCAUUAAGCAACCUCAGCCUCAAAAUCAGGAAGAUGUUGUGUACUCUGUGGUCAAACCCAAUGCUGCCUUCCAGUGA
Lampris incognitus (smalleye Pacific opah) is the source of this 2704-nucleotide messenger RNA. Its product is annotated as B-cell receptor CD22-like. The transcript is spliced from 13 exons. The record is from RefSeq and is a predicted model, not a curated record. The coding region runs from base 533 to 2704 and encodes 723 amino acids. NCBI's taxonomy places the organism in Eukaryota, Metazoa, Chordata, Actinopteri, Lampriformes, Lampridae.